Messenger RNA from Lichtheimia ornata, 990 nucleotides. RefSeq lists its product as uncharacterized. The transcript has 3 exons. The record is from RefSeq and is a predicted model, not a curated record. Gene Ontology annotation, cellular component: mitochondrion. Bases 1 to 990 code for a protein of 329 amino acids. Lineage: Eukaryota; Fungi; Mucoromycota; Mucoromycetes; Mucorales; Lichtheimiaceae. Gene Ontology annotation, molecular function: (3R)-hydroxyacyl-[acyl-carrier-protein] dehydratase activity.
AUGUUUUCCUAUCAAUUUCUGCUGAGAACGACAAGGCGUCGUGCCUUUUUCCCAACCAACGCCAUUCGUACCUUACACAAUGCAUCGCUUGACGCAUGGCGAUCGACUGCAAUGCAAACGGAGACGCGUGCUAGCGACGUGAUUACGAGUUCGCCUUUGAAUUUGCUGGCGAAUACACUUGAUGAGCCGAGUGUGCCAUUCAAGCAUGCGAUCCUCCCAACGGCAGGCACUGUGGUCCCAGCAACUUACCAUCAUAUCUAUUUUCCUCCGAGGACCAUUGAAAGUGAAUUAGCAGCUGAUGGUUUCGAGAAUGAUUUCCACCCUCCUGAACCCUUUGUGGAACGCAUGUGGGCUGGUGCUCGUUUGGAAUUUAAUCCUGUGAAUCCAUUACGCGUGGGUGAUGAUGCGACAAUGGUGACGACCGUGAAUCGAAUCGAGACAAAACAAGGGGGUCGCCUAGGUGAUUCGGUACUCGUGUGGCUUGACAAGAAUAUCCACAAUGCUCAAGGCUGGGCAGUGCAUGAACAACGCUGCUUGGUGUAUGCAACCAAUAAUCAUCAUGCAUCUCCACGCAUGAUCAAAGCACGUAAACCACCCUCCUUUUCAAAGACGAUAUGCCCAACCUCAAUCUUAUUAUUCAGAUACUCAGCAUUGACAUUUAAUGCCCAUCUCAUCCAUUACGACCAUCCAUAUGCCACUCAACGUGAACAUCAUCCUGAUCGGUUGGUGCACGGACCACUCUCGGGUACCUUGCUAAUGACUCUCUUACGAACCCACGUGUCUGAAAAACAUGGUCACCUUGAUGAGACACGCAUUCUAUCCUUUGACUACCGGUGUCUAAUGCCUCUUUAUGUGGACAAGCCCCUUACGCUAUGUGGACGACAAGUAUCGGAUACGGACGAUAAUCAUAUGCUGUUUGAUUUAUGGAUUGUCGAUCAUGAUAAUAACCUAGCUGUUAAAGGAAAUGCCGUGAUCUCAAAUAAAGUAUAA